Messenger RNA from Kluyveromyces lactis, 885 nucleotides. It is a transcript of the gene FPT1, whose product is annotated as chromatin-associated RNAPIII regulator FPT1. NCBI's taxonomy places the organism in Eukaryota, Fungi, Ascomycota, Saccharomycetes, Saccharomycetales, Saccharomycetaceae. The coding region runs from base 1 to 885 and encodes 294 amino acids. The transcript has a single exon. The record is from RefSeq and is a predicted model, not a curated record.
AUGGAUAAGAUAUACGUUUAUGCUGGUGAAAAUAAGCCGAAAGUCGAGCUUACCAAAAUCAAGAACGUGCCGCGAAUUGAAGAGAUAAUAAGGUAUUUACAUAGGAUGCAAGAUGUGUUUCAGCUGCAACUAAGAGCUGUGGAAACAAUUACAGGAAACUUAAAGAUAAAGUCCAAUUCGCAUAGUGAUGAUACUGACGAUCAUGACAAGCCGUUUUACAUUUUAGAAUAUUGCGUCGCUGAAGAUACGUAUUCUUUAUGGAAAUCACGUUCAGAAUGGAAGUUGAGUUCUGCAAUAGCAACUUUAUACGGCAGUAAUACGUUAACGGACUUACCUGAUCGUCUAGUUGAAGCAUUGAAAGACUCACAGCAUAUCUUCAUGGUCAGAAACCUACUUAAAGAGUUCAACAUUAGGGAUACCAUGAAGAUCGAUUGGGACUCUAUUGCCACUGACCUUAUGAUAUUUUUUGAAGCCAGAGAGUUGAAGAAACCAAUUGAUCCUUAUGAGCUUAAAACAUCAAUGGCUCUUUCUCUGCUUAGAUCUAUGGUUGACCUUAAUAAAAGAGAGCUUGGCUCUACCCUUCUAUCGUAUGAUGUUAAAGUCCAUCAGGACAACAGCCCAGUUUCAUCUCCUCCUUCCGCUUCCACUAAAGCUAAUAAAAAUAUAACGUUUCAGUCUGAUUACACACAUAUGCCAUCAACCCAACUUCAAUCAAACUUCAACACUUUCUUCCAAUCCAUGGCUGAGAAUUUCGAGACCUAUGACACGGAAAGACAACCUUCUACGAGAUCAUUGAGGUUGCCGUCAUUUGCAAAGAAUAAAAAAACACCUGCCGGACAGGUCCAUAAACCUGCUAGGAAGGGGAACGGAAUGUCUAUCAACUAA